Leptopilina boulardi is the source of this 4070-nucleotide messenger RNA. RefSeq names its product hyaluronan mediated motility receptor-like. The transcript has 15 exons. Lineage: Eukaryota; Metazoa; Arthropoda; Insecta; Hymenoptera; Figitidae. Bases 304 to 3459 code for a protein of 1051 amino acids. The record is from RefSeq and is a predicted model, not a curated record.
UGAAAAAACGUUAAAAAGCCGAGGGACAACCGGUGCAGAAUUAUUUUUCCCUCCUCAUAUAGAAACUUGAAUUCAAGGGGUCAAGAUGGUUUAGGGUUUUUAAGGGGGUUUGUGUUUUCGGGUUCGCGAGUGUUUUAUGCGUUUUAUAUAUGUGAUUAGUGUUGUUUAAUUAAUAAUAGUGGUUAUAUAUAUAUUUUUUUUUUACAAAGUGUCACGCGUUAUUGUUCCUAUUUAUCGCGAGUGUUUUUUUUUUUUUAAAUUUAUUAUUACGUUUCAAUAAAUAUAUAAGCAAGUUCAAUAAAAAUGUCUUUUUCCAAAGCGAGGAUUCAACGAUUCAACGAACUUGGAAGUGAAGCACCGCCACCGGGAGCUUACGAUCCAAAAUUUGAAAAUAAAGUCAAAGGACUUGCAAUUGAAAAAACGGAGAGAUUUCAAGAUACAAAAAGUGUAUCGAGUAGUGCAGAAUGCAUUUCAGUUUCAAGCAAAGGGGCUGGCAGUACCACUGGUCUUAAAUUUAAAACGCCACCGGUUCCAAGGAAAAAAGUAAUUGUUAAACAUGGAACAAUGUCUUGUCCAAGGGCAAAAACAAAGCCAUUAAUUUGUUUAAAAGAAUCAAAAGCACAAUACGAUGUGAAAAAUGAAUUAGCCGAUUUAAAAGUUGAAUGUUUAAAUAAAAAUAAAACAAUUCAGGAUCAAGAGAAACAUAUUGAAGAUAUAAAAGAAGAAAUAAUUGAAAUUACAAAACGAUUUAGGGAACUUAAUGAAAAAUCAAUUGCCGAUGAAGAACAAUAUCGACGUGAUAUCGAAUCAAUGGCGAAAUUACAGCAGGAAGUAUUAGUGAGUCAACAGGAGAAGCAUAAAGUUGAAUUGGAUUUUUUACGUAAACAAUUAAUGGAAUUGGCUAAUUUUAAAAAGGAAGAAAUUCUUCAACUCGAUAGACGGGAACACGAAUUGGAAAAUAUAAUAUUAACAUUACGACAAAAUGAAAUUGAAUUAAAUAAUCGAAUUGCAAUGUUGGAAAAUAAUUUAUCAAAUGCUCAUGGUGUUGGUGAAUUGGCGAUAAAUUUAAAAAAAGCCGAGGAACGAUUAAAUGAAUUAUCAACGGAAAUGUUUGAAAUUAUUGACACUAAAGAUCGUGAAUUGGAAACUUUAAUGGAUAUAAAAACUGAAAUUGAAAACGAAUUAAUCAUCAUUCGCGAAGAAUUUCAGGAAAGUCAACAGAGAGCCAAUAAUUUGGAGCGAAAUUUGGAAAAUUUAACAGAAACAUUAGAAAUGAAUGUUGCAUCAUCGAAAAAUAAAUUUACAACAGAAAUUAUUGAUUUUAUUGAAUCAUCAUUAAAUCUCAAUGAGAAAGGGGAGAAUAAAUUUUAUUUGGAUAAUAAGGAAAUUGAGGUGAGAUUUAAUGAAAUUAUUGAAAAUUUUAAAAUGACAAAAAAUCACGAAAUCAAUGAUUUAAAGGGAAAUUUUGAAAUAAUGGAAAAUAAAUGUGAAAUGGAAAAAUUAAUGAGACAGGAAAUUGAAUUAAAACACAAGGAAACGAAUGAAACUGUACAAUUUUUAAAUGAAGAAUUGGAAAAAAUUCAAAGACUUUAUAAAGAUGCCUCCCUUCAAUUACAAAUGUCGAACGCCAAAUUGGAAACAUUAAACGAGAAUCAAUUGCAAAUUGACGAUGCGCAUAAAAAAAAAUUGGAAAAACUUGUGAAAUUUCACGAAGAGGAGGAAAAUAAAUUGAAGAACUCGAUGGAGGACGCACGAUUAUUAUAUCUUCAACAAAUUGAAAACAUGGCGAAUGCAAGAGAUCAAGAACUUAAAGACCUGGAGGAAAAAAUGGAGAAAACAAUUGAGGAUGAAAGAAAACGAAUAAAGGAGCACGCCGAUAAACUUGUGGAAAAUGCCGAAGCAAUUACACGUGAAACAUUGGCGGCAUGUCGAGACGAAAGUGAAGAACGCGUUAAAAGAGUAAUUACAGAAUCUGAUAUAAAAAUAAAUAAUAUAAAAAAAAUAGCGGAUAAUGAAGUUUGUUUGGCUAAUGAAAAAUUGACAAUUGAAAAACAAUCAUUCGAGGAAAAAUUAUCCGAGGCAAAUUUAGAAAUUACACAAUUAAAAUCAACGCUCGAUGAAUUGAAAAACGCCGCUGAAACUCAGGAGAGCUUCAGUCAAAGUUUACAAGCUGAAUUGGAUCGCGCUGAGGCUGAAUUAGCUGAGAAGAAAGAAGAAUUUCGUAAUUUUAAAGAUCACAUUAGAACUGAAGCUGCCGAAAUGGUUUCGCGAAGAAGAAGAUUCGAGGUGGUAAUGUCAGAGAAUCAAGCGUCACUUGCCGCUCUUUCAAAUCGUUUAGCACAAAGUGAUAAUGAAGUAAAAAGACUUCAGCGUGAAUUGAAAAUUAAUGAGACAACAAUUUGUGAGCAACGCGAUUUAUUGUUGGCAAAGGAUAAUAAAAUAAAAAAUCUUGAGGAACAAAUUCAAUUAAUUUCCGAACAAUUAAAAACAAAGGAGUGUCUCAUCGAUGAGAUUGAGGAAAAUUGUCGUGUUGAAUUUCAAACAAUAAAAUUGGCAUUGGAAAUGAAAAUUGACAAUGUUAUGGAAACAACUGCUAAAGAAGUGUCACGAUUACAGGAGGAUUGCUCGAAUAAAACUAAAUUGAAUAUCGAGUUGAAAAAAUUGUUAGACGAAAUGUCGACAAAAUGGACUGAAGUGCAAGUAAUGUUAUUGCAAUUUGAAGAACAAAUUGAUGAGCAAUCGAUGGAAGUCGCAAAUUUAGAGGCGAAAAAUUCAAAACUCGAAGUUGAACUCAAAAAUCAAAUGAAUAUGGUAAAUGAAGGCAAAGCUCGAGAAUUUGAAAAUGAAGAGAAUCUGGAAAAAUUAAAAGAAUUGAAAGUGAAAAUAGAAAAUUUAGAAGCUACGAAUCUCGAAAUGAAGGAAAACAUGGAAAAAUUCGCGGAAGACAAGAAAUAUUGGAAAACAUUGGAAACAUCAUUAAUGGAAAAUUGGAAAAAAGAAAAAUUACACCGAGAGAAAAGUGAACGCGAAAUGAAAAUUCUUUCGGAAACUUUUGAACGUGUUAAAAGUGAAUACGAAGAAUUAAAUGAAAAAUACGCUGAAGUUUUGGGACAUCACAACAAUAAUCAAAGGAUCAAACAUAUCUCGAAAUUAAAGGAUAAAAUUCUCAAUCAACAAAAGGAUAAUCUAAAAUUAAAACAGGAGGUUGAAAACAAGACGAAACUAAUUGAGCAGCUGACGAAAAAUUCAUCCAUCAACAUUGCUGAUAAAUCAACGAAAUUUGAGGAAAAGAAAAAAUUACCCAAAGGAAAGGAGAAUAUCAACACAACAACAACAACAACAGCAGCAACUUCAUGUUUAGGAAAAACUACGCAAAAAAUUCAAAAAAAUUCCAUUACACUAUCAAAAAGUGCAAACACAACGCCUACAGCGUCUCCAUUACGUAAUAGAAAUGAGUAAUGAAAAAAGAAAAACAAAAAAAUGAAUGAAUAAAAUUAAAAAAGUAAGGAAUUAUAUUUAAUAAUAAAAGGUGAGAAUAUCGAUUAUUAUUAUAAUUAUAUAUAAAUAAUCAUAAGUAAAUUAAUUAACAUCAUCAUUAAUAGAAACUAAUAUCUGUUGAAAACAAAGAAAAAAAAAAAAAAUUGCAAUCCCCCCCAAAAAAACAGACUUCUAGAGAAAAUUAUUUUAGAGAAACGAAAAACUAAUAAUAAUUAUUUUAAAAAAUAAAUAUUCAGCACAUCACUGAGCAAUUUAUGCGCAAUUCUGUAAAUAAUUUAUGAGUUUUGAAAAAUUCGUUUUUGUUACGACAGCAACGACAAAUUCAUAAAGUCGAAAAAAAAAAUUUAUAUCUAGAUAUAUAUUAGAUUUAAUGUUCUUUUUUUUUACUCUUGCGAUUAGAGAAAUUUUAUUCUUCUAUAUUUAAAAAAAAAAAGAAAAAAAAAAACAAUCAAUAUUGCUCAGGAGAAUUAGACGAAUGAAACUGUUUUUUUUUUUAACUAAAAAAUAUUUUUAAAAUCAUAACGUCCAAAAGUUAUUCUUAAACUUUAAAAUUACCGACUAAUAUUAAAAUU